Molecule: messenger RNA, 212 nt
Organism: Tuber melanosporum (Perigord truffle)
Lineage: Eukaryota; Fungi; Ascomycota; Pezizomycetes; Pezizales; Tuberaceae
Exons: 1
Coding region: 1-201 (66 amino acids)
Source: RefSeq, a predicted model, not a curated record
AUGGGAUCUGGGUUCUUUUUCUUUCUUUCCUUGUCAACUUUACGGUGGUCGUGUAACAUAGUUAUAUCAGCGUUUUCAAGGCAUCCUAUCGGAGGGUUCUGUCUUUUUAGUUCUUUUUCUGUGAUGACAGAUGACUACUGUUUUGUACCUUCCGUGAUCGGGUUUCUAAAAAGCCUGAUGGAAAAUAAAGGCACAUCUUAAUGCGAUGGAAA